Hemicordylus capensis (graceful crag lizard) is the source of this 7393-nucleotide messenger RNA. RefSeq names its product synaptic vesicle glycoprotein 2A (gene SV2A). Gene Ontology annotation, molecular function: transmembrane transporter activity. Gene Ontology annotation, biological process: chemical synaptic transmission; transmembrane transport. NCBI's taxonomy places the organism in Eukaryota, Metazoa, Chordata, Lepidosauria, Squamata, Cordylidae. Bases 456 to 2648 code for a protein of 730 amino acids. The record is from RefSeq and is a predicted model, not a curated record. The transcript is spliced from 13 exons. Gene Ontology annotation, cellular component: membrane.
CUCGCCACAAUGGACUCUCCCAUCCUUCAGUCAGCCUGUCGGAGGCUGCGGUGCUGCUGAUGCUCCUUUCUGCUCGCCUGCACCCCUCUUGCAGCAUCCUCCCGCGCGCCUGAGAGGAGCAGCCGUGGGUACCACAAGAGGACGGCACCCGUUCAGCCAAAAGGAGCAGCUCAGUCCGUCAGGCUUCCCACCACGAGCUCGGACUAAACGGAUGGGUCGCCCUUCAGCAUCCUCAACUGGCAGCCUUCAGACAGCUGCCAACAUCUGUUCCUCCCCUCCUACUGGAAGGUCACAGGGCGGCCCUGUAGUCUGAAAGAGAGAGACUGCUCCAAGGGAAGGAGCUGUCCACUCUCUGAGGUGCUGAACGGAGAGAACUCUUCCCGAGUUAGAUCUGUGUGUACGAUUCCUUUUCUCGUCUCAUCAGGCCUGAAAAGGUUGCAAGCCAGGUCAGGACCAUGGAUGAAGGGUUUAGAGACCGGACCGCCUUCAUCCGGGGGGCGAAAGACAUCGCCAAGGAAGUGAAGAAGCAUGCGACCAAGAAGGUGGGCAAGGGCGUGGACCGGGUGCAGGACGAAUACACGAAACGUUCCUACUCACGCUUUGAGGAAGAGGACGACGAUGAAGACUACCAGCCCCAGGAUGGCUACUACCGCGGGGAACCGGCAGUGGACGACGAAGGGGCCUCCAGUGAUGCCACUGAAGGCCACGAUGAAGAUGAUGAGAUUUACGAAGGGGAGUACCAAGGCAUACCCCGGAAUGAUUCCCUCAAGGGUGGGGACCAUUUGACGGCAAACCAGCAGGUCGUGAGCGAGUUCAAGGACUUUGAUGACCUGGAAGGGGAAAAGAAGAAGGAGAAGGAGGAGUUGUCCCAGCAGUAUGAGCUGAUUCUGCAGGAGUGUGGACAUGGGCGCUUCCAGUGGACACUGUAUUUUGUGCUUGGACUGGCCCUCAUGGCGGACGGAGUGGAGAUCUUUGUGGUGGGCUUCGUCCUCCCCAGCGCCGAAAAGGAUAUGUGCUUGUCAGACUCCAACAAAGGCAUGCUGGGCCUCAUUGUCUACCUGGGAAUGAUGGUCGGAGCCUUCCUGUGGGGUGGCCUGGCAGACCGGCUUGGGCGCAGGCAGUGCCUCUUGAUGUCGCUCUCCGUCAACAGCGUCUUCGCCUUCUUCUCGUCCUUUGUGCAGGGAUACGGCACUUUCCUCUUCUGCCGGCUACUCUCCGGCGUGGGCAUUGGGGGCUCCAUCCCCAUUGUUUUCUCCUACUACUCUGAGUUCCUGGCCCAGGAGAAGCGGGGCGAGCAUCUCAGCUGGCUCUGCAUGUUCUGGAUGAUUGGAGGGAUCUAUGCAUCUGCCAUGGCAUGGGCAAUCAUCCCCCAUUACGGGUGGAGCUUCCAAAUGGGCUCGGCGUACCAGUUCCACAGUUGGCGGGUCUUCGUCCUGGUCUGCGCCUUCCCUUCCGUCUUCGCCAUCGGCGCCCUCACCACCCAGCCGGAGAGCCCGCGCUUCUUCUUGGAGAACGGGAAGCACGACGAGGCCUGGAUGGUGUUGAAACAAGUCCACGACACCAAUAUGAGGGCCAAGGGACAUCCCGAGCGGGUCUUCUCGGUGACCCACAUCAAGACGAUCAAACAGGAGGACGAGCUGGUCGAGAUCCAGUCGGACACGGGGACCUGGUAUCGGCGCUGGAUGGUCCGCUGCCUGAACCUUUCGCAGCAGGUCUGGCACAAUUUUCACCAGUGUUUCGCUCCUGAGUAUCGCCGGGUGACCUUGAUGAUGAUGGCCGUGUGGUUCACCAUGUCUUUCAGUUACUACGGUUUGACCGUCUGGUUCCCAGACAUGAUCAAGCACCUCCAGAAUAUCGAGUAUGCUUCCCGCACCAAGAUCUUCACCCACGAGACGGUGCGUCACAUCAACAUCAACUUCACCUUGGAAAACCAGAUCCAUAGCCGCAGCGAGUACUUCAACGACAGGUUCAUAAGCCUCAAGAUGAAAUCUGUCACUUUCAUCGACUCCCUGUUCGAGGAGUGCUUCUUCGAAGACAUCACCUCCAGCAAUACUUUCUUCAAGAACUGCACUUUCAUCAACACUGUCUUCUACAACACAGACCUCUUUGAGUACAAGUUCAUCAGCAGCCGGUUCGUCAACAGCAGCUUCAUGCACAACAAAGAAGGAUGCCAGCUGGAUUUCAGUGAUGAUAACAACGCCUACAUGAUCUACUUCGUUAGCUUCCUGGGCACCCUGGCAGUGCUGCCGGGGAACAUUGUCUCGGCACUCCUGAUGGACAAGAUUGGGCGUCUUCGGAUGCUAGCUGGAUCGAGCGUGAUGUCUUGCGUGAGUUGCUUCUUCUUGUCCUUUGGCAACAGCGAAUCAGCCAUGAUCGCCCUCCUCUGUCUAUUUGGUGGGGUCAGCAUAGCCUCUUGGAACGCUCUGGAUGUCCUCACUGUCGAGUUGUACCCAUCAGAUAAAAGGACGACCGCGUUUGGCUUCCUCAACGCCCUGUGCAAGCUGGCGGCCGUCCUGGGCAUCAGCAUCUUCACUUCCUUCGUCGGCAUCACCAAAGCCGUGCCCAUCCUGCUGGCCUCGACGGCCCUGGCGGUGGGCAGUUCGCUGGCCCUGAAGCUACCGGAGACGCGUGGCCAGGUCCUGCAGUGAGAGAGCUUCGCACCCGGCCCGGCCCGCUCCUGCCCCGUCCCACUUGGGGGAGAUGUAGAGUCGUAGACACUGUGACCAUCUCGUUGUACCAUUUCAGUGACCAAAAAAAUAAUAAUAAUCCAUCUUGGUUUGGAUUUCCUUUCGUCGAGUCGCUCUUUCAGUUCCCCUCCUGUCUCUCCUCCCCAUUCGCGCACCGCUGUGAUUUUGGUGUCUGUGCGAAUCCAGUUCCAAGUGGAGCGGCCGGGGAAACCGAUACGAGGCGGGGGCGAUCUUCUGUCUAACGCAGAGAAAGUCAGAGGCAGAACAUGUGAGAGGCAGCGUCCCCUCCCGACCCCAAGGUAUUUCAGGGUGCGAUCCUAAUUUACGAAUCCAAGCUUGAGCGUCCAAAUAUCCAGUAGCGGAAGUGUGAUCUGUUUUACACCAGUGUGUAAACUUGUAAACAACUCACAAAUCUUGGGUGUGUAAUGUGUUCCAAACGAAUCCUCGUUCUUUUUUUCCCUCCCCCUCCUCAAGGUUCCCACAAGGCACGCUUCGUGUCACUGUGUGCGUACGCGUGUGUGUGUACGGAUCAAUGCAGAACUCCACGGGUUCCCCUACUGUAUGUACCAUCAUAACCCACUCUUAGCGUCCGUUUGGGUGUAAAACUAGCAUCAGUUCAGGUGUAACUUCGUUUAGCUUGACGUUUCAGGAUUUCCAGUGGAAUUCUCUUUCUGCACCGAGGAACCGGCUUGGCUCCCAACAUAUGCCGGCUCGCCGUCCCACAAGUCGGAUUUACCCGGUGCACCUGUCCAUGACCGAUACAUUUUUAUUGUACAUCUGUGUAAUUUGAAGGUGGUGGAUCUGUUUUUUGGGGUAGGCAUUUCAGAGGCAGGACGGUGAGAUGUUCCGGUCGAAGGUCUUUAGGCCAUCCGUUCCCCGGCUCUAUACCUCAGCAGCACAAUAGGAACAAGCGUAUAUAUUUGAACAUCAGAAGCGGCCUUGUUCGGAGUUGGGUCGUUGGUCCUUUCUGCCCAGUAUUGUUUGGGGGCUCUUAUAUAUAUAGGGAUAUACCUGGCAGGCGUGCAGGUCAGUUUUGUGUUCUGGGUCUCAAAUGCAUUGAAACGUGUGCACUGACCCCACACAGAUCUUUCUGCCGUUUGACAGAUGGGGAGGUUUGUAUAGUCAGUGUAAGUGAUCACGUGCCACAGUAAGGCACAAUUCCCUACACAACGCCAUACCUUUGGGAACUUUUGUACAGGCUGUUAUGAAUGCCUCUUUAUCUCCAGCCUGCCACUUCUGAAUGGGGACGCACGAUGAGAUGUGGAUGUGGAAGGAAGCCAUUUUGGAAUCUCACAUCGGUUCCCGACGGUAUGGCUGGUUUGUACGGGAAAUCCAGUAGAGCUGCAUCAGACUGUGAAUGGUACAGGAUCCACCCCUCCCCCGUCCUUCUCUUGUAAUAUUAGGUAAUACUAGAACCUGGGUUCCUUUAGUUCAGGAUGGGCCAAAGGAAGCACUGGUUUGCCAAACAGGUGAUUAACUUGUGGAACUCACUGUCACAAGAUGCAGUGAAGGCCACCAUCUUAGAUGGCUCAAAACUUAUGCAGGAUGUGUAUCUUGAUAGCUAUGAGCUAACUGGGACCUCCAUGUUUCAGGGGCAGUCUACCUGAGUACCAGGGGUGAGGGUUUAGCGCAAGAGAAGGUUGUUUCUUUCAUUUCCUGCUUGUAGGCUUCCCAUCUGGCUGACCACUGAUGGAAACAAGAUGAUGAACUAGAUGGAACAACUUUGGUUUGGACCAGGCUCCUCUGAUGUUCUUAAAGUCAAACCGUAUCCUCAGUGUCAUUUCUGAAAAGUGACCUGUGUGUUCUCUUGCUGUACUUCCUGAAUGAAGGAACUCCCAUACCCGGAGCAAUUCUUAUCUUUCUCUUUCAAGCACAAGGAGCCUAGCAACUCUGGGAAGGUGAAAUAGGUCUUUAAUCUUUUGGACCAAAAAUCUGAUGACUUGGGGAAACCUUGGAAACCAAAUUUAACUCCAGGAUAAGCAAUUCCAUUUGCUGCCACGCAGCCAGCCACAUCUUUCAUUACCAUUAAAACAAACCAACCAGCCAGCCAACAAACAGCCCUUAUUCUAUGGAACUCACCACCACAAGAUUGGGUGUUGGCCAUAGUUCAGGUGGGCUAAAGAAAAGACAAGAUAAAGUCUUGGAAGAGGAGGACUUUCAACAGCUAUUGGCCAUGACUGCUGACUAGAACCUCACCAUAAUGAAGCAGUAUAUUUCACACCAGAUGACAGGGACAGAUAAACAGGAGAUAGCGACCACUGCCUUGAAGCCAACUGAGCAUCUGACUGAUCCUGUUGGAAGCAGGAUGUGGGUCUAACCUGGACCUUUGGUCUGACCCAGCAAGGCUGUUCUUAGACUUUUAGCCAUGGAGAUUUUUAGACAUGGUUGUUCUCCUUUCCCUGAAGACCAUGUGGAAAUCCACCGACCAGCUUGUGAGGGCUAGAGGCAGGUAGGCAGGAGCCCUGACCCAGGUAGUUCAGAAGAGCUUUCUCUGUGCCGGAGCCAGGAUGAGCUACCAGGGCCAGCAUUGUCAGGUCCAGGUGGAACCUGAUUGGUCCAACUGUGCCAGCUGACCCUUGCUGAGUUGGGCGCUGCCGUACCACCCUCUGGCCAUCGGCAGUGGUGGCGCUAAAGUGCAGCAGAAUCCAACCUUCUCCGCUGCCACAACACUAGCAGGGAAGACGACACCAACUAGCUUGCCCAGUUUGACCCCUGUGACCUUGGCACCUGCAGCGAAAUAAGUCUCUUUUCAUUGGGAAAUGGAAUUCUGACUUCAAAAUCUGACAUCCAGGUUUGGGAUUUUGAUGGCAAGUUUCAGUGAUUGGGGCAGGGGACAGGGUGGUUGUCUAACUUUUGCUCUAAUUGGCAAAAAAAUUAAAUUAAAAUAAAUAAAUAAAAUAAAAAGAUGGGUGAAGAAUCUAAAAUGUAACCAGGAGAUGGAGACAGAGAGGAGAGCUGGUCUUGUGGUAGCAAGCAUAACUUGUUCCCUUAGCAGGGUUCGCCCUGGUUGCAUAGAAUGGGAGACUUGAUGCGUGAGCACUGUAUGGUAUUCCCCUCAGGGGAUGGAGCCGCUCUGGGAAGAGCAUCUAGGUUCCAAGUUCCCUCCCUGGCAGCAUCUCCAAAAUAGGGCUGAGACAGACUCCUGCCUGCAAGCUUAAAGAAGCCGCUGCCAGUCUGGGUAGACUAUACUGAGCUAGACAGACCAAUGGUCUGACUCAGUAUAUGGCAGCUUCCUAUGUUGGUGGUGGUGGAGGAGAUAACUUGAACAUUUUUGGACCAGCCUUUCUGAAUGUGAUUUACUUGGCUGAAGAAAGAAAAAGUACUGUGAGAGAGACCCAAGCCUAGACCCAUACCUGUCUUCUCUUCUUGAGAGAGAUUCCCAAAGAAACCCAUUUUUCUUCCCCUCAGAAUUAUAGUAGACAGGCUGUUGGAAAGAGGACACUGUUCUAGAGGGGCUGAUCCAGCAAGGCCAUAGAUUCUUAUUUAGCCACAAAUGGGGUCAGAAUAGAACCCCCUCAUUCAGGGGCAGUCUACCUCUGAACCCCAGCUGCUAGGGGACAGAUAGCAGGGGAGGGCUACUGCCUAUUGCCCUGCUUGUCUUGGAACCAGAUGCUGGUCCAAGGUUGAUUCUAGCAUGCAACUGGAAACAUCUUGUUUAGUGCAAAACAAUAAAAUGAAAUUGUGCAGUAGAAAUGCCAUUUCUCUGCUGUUGGGCCUAUGGAGCUUUGUACAAAAGUAGAUUGGUUCUUCCAAAGAAAUAGAGAAGAAAAAGAGAAGAGGGAUCUUUGUAACCUUUCUCAACCUUCAUAAUCUUAACACGAGUAUAUUACAGCCUUCCCUUAUUUCCCCCCUCCAUCUUUCUCGCUUCCUUUCUGUCUUCCUUCCUCUUUGUUUUCUUUUUCGAUUCAUUCUCAUUUUCCCUUUUGUCUUGAUCACUUUCUGUUAAAAAGUUCUGGAGUAAGAUGUUUGUGAAUGGAGGUGGGCUGUGUCCAUUGCCUGCAGGGAACAAACCUUAGAAUAUACCUCGUGUGGGACUAGAUACUUUGGUUUGAUCCAACAGGGCUCCGAGAGAAAACGGGAUUAUUAUUAUUUUGCUCAAAAUAUUAACGCUUCCCGAAAUGUGUCUGGAACCAACUCCUGAGUGUGUAAUGCCACCUUUUGGAAAGAAAUGGGUCCAUAUCCGAUCAAACGUAUCACGAGUCCUGCGCAAUUAAAGCACACCCCCGAUUCCUCGUUUCGUUCUGAGUCUGUCACCUUCCGACUUUGGUCUCUUAACAUCCUUUACAGUGUAGCUGGUCUUUUAAAUCAGAACCAACAUACAAAAACCAUGUGUAGUACUGUCUGUAUGCAACAAAUUUUGUGCUGUGGUGUAGUUUAUAGAUGUUUGUAAAGAACAAUUGGGGAAAAAAUAUCAGAAAAAAAGUCAUAACUUCCGUUGUGGUCUUUGGUUUGUUUCAUUUUGUAUAAAACAGAAAAAUAAAGGCCAGGAAUGCAGAUUAGAGAUGACAGAUAUUUUAAAUGUCACGUUCUGGAAAGGGGUGGGGGGAGAGACUCAAAUAAGGUGCUGUAAAAUAAUAAUUUAAAAUUUAAAACAAGAGGUUGUGUGUGCAGUUUGUUUAGCAGGAUAAAAGGAAAUUGUGUGCGUCUCGGACCACACAACUGGCUCUUUUUUUCCGGCAUUAUGAACUCAUAGUCAACAAAAUCAA